Messenger RNA from Gambusia affinis (western mosquitofish), 3640 nucleotides. Its product is annotated as transcriptional coactivator YAP1-like. Gene Ontology annotation, biological process: positive regulation of transcription by RNA polymerase II; hippo signaling. The record is from RefSeq and is a predicted model, not a curated record. NCBI's taxonomy places the organism in Eukaryota, Metazoa, Chordata, Actinopteri, Cyprinodontiformes, Poeciliidae. The transcript is spliced from 9 exons. The coding region runs from base 595 to 1794 and encodes 399 amino acids. Gene Ontology annotation, cellular component: nucleus; cytoplasm. Gene Ontology annotation, molecular function: protein binding; transcription corepressor activity; transcription coactivator activity.
GGGGAAAGGAAGGCCUUAAUGCGGCGCUUUUAUGAGAUUAUCUGAGGUUGUUGCAGUACUUCACUGUCUACUUCUUGCCUUUACUAGAAACAACGACUGGAAAAUGCACAAGCUGGAUUUAAAAUAUAAAAACUAAGUACAGAGUAAAUGUGAUUAUUUCGUUUUCCAGCUGACCAGCUCUAAUUCGGAACUGUAAAUAAACUCCUGGUUUUCCUGAAGUUUUCACCAGCGAUGGUUUACAUAUCUGUCUUGAGUGUGAAAUAUUUGCCCUGAGACUGCGGCAGCUUUAAACCCGACAACCCCGCCCCUCCGCACUAUCACAUGAAUCUGGACUGAAACGCUGGAUGGGAAAAGUUUAGAGGUCUCGGUGAAAUCGCUCUUCCCCGGCCAGUUGGUUGUGCGUGCGCCCUGCCUCGCCUUUUAAAGGGUUUUUACUCCACCGUCCGUGUCGGGGAAAACGGAGUCGGCUUGAGCGUUUUCCACACUGGGACUUCUUUUUCUCCCUGCAGGAAUACACAGGGGAGGAGGAGGAGGAGGAGGAGUGGGGACGCUCUGGCUGCUUGAGAUACGUUUCGAUUCCAAACUUUGGGCGACAUGGACGCGCACCGCGGCGCGCCUCCGGCGGGGCAGCAGGUCGUGCACGUCCGCGGGGACUCCAAGACGGAGCUGGAGGCCCUCUUCAACGCGGUGAUGAACCCCAGCAAGGCGGCCAGGCAGCCCCCGUCCGUGCCGAUGAGGAUGAGGAAGUUUCCGGACUCUUUCUUCAAGCCGCCGCAGCCCAGAGGCCACUCCAGACAAGCCAGUUCAGACGGAGGCGUGUGCGGCUCCCUCGCCCCUCAUCACGUCCGCGCUCAUUCCUCCCCGGCUUCCCUCCCAGUCAACUCCCUCUCUGCUCAAGCAGAUGCAGAUGCAGAUGCAGCGGCCACACCAAUCAUACCCGACGAUGUGCCACUCCCCGACGGUUGGGAGAUGGCCAAGACGCCCACUGGCCAGCGGUACUUCAUCAACCAUGUGCACAGGACGACCACAUGGCAGGAUCCCCGCCUUGCGCAGCUUCAGUCGGCUGCAGCCCAGCAUCAGAUCGCCUGCACCCCAAGCCACGCCCACUCCUUCAGCAACCCAGCCCCCACUACGCAGCCAAAAAAUAUUAUUACUGAGACAGGUCCACUGCCUGAAGGCUGGGAGCAGGCUGUGACUGCAGAAGGAGAGAUGUACUACAUUGAUCACAUAAAUCAGGCCACCACAUGGGACGACCCGCGUCUAGCCCCGAAGGUGAACCCGGCCAUCCACAGUUUGGCAAUGCAGCAAAGACUUGAAAAGCUCAGACUGAAGCAGGGCGUCCUUCCACAAUUUGCCCCACAGUUCGAUGAAAUUAAGCAUACGCGCAUUCAGGUGCAGGAGGCGGGAGGGAGCAACCAGAUGCCCGGCGGGAUGGACCAUGACAGAAGCGCACAGAUGCUUGUCCCAUCAGUGGAUAUCAGGAUCAGGGCCCUAAACCAAGAGCCUAACCUUAACGGGGCUCACUCUCGCAACGAAAGCACUGACAGUGGUCUGAGUGUCAGCAGCUUAUCACGCACGUCGGACCACAUGUUGAGCUCUGUGGAUCACAUGGACACUGGCGACUCAAGUGAGCCUCCCUCAAUGGGGCUGCAAGAGUCGAUGCCCGUGCUGCCGAUAAAUGAGGACCUGAUGCCCGGCAUCCCCGACAGUUUGACUACAGACAUGUUGAUGGAAAUGGACACAGUUCUCUCCGGGCCGCACAUGGACAGGGACAGCCUACUGACCUGGCUAUAGACGCAAGCAGCCGCCAUCCGUUUGAGUGUGGUUUGAAAUCAAGCUUUUGUAGCAUGACUGAGAAUUCUGGGAAAUUUGAGUCGGAUUUAAAAGUGGUGCAGAACAGCUACUAAGAGAGAAUAUGCUACGGAUAUAUGUGAUGGAUAUCUACUUACAGAAUUCACUUCACUAAUGAAUCUCACAAAAGCUGGAGGUUUUCUCUGUUUGGGUCUGGGUUUCGCAAAUUCUCCUCUUCUUUUCAUCCUGGUCCUCCAUCCAAAGUCACACUUGGGAUUGCCUUAAGUAAGAGUCAAGUGUUCUUGGUUCAGUGGUUUGAACACAAAAACCUGUUAAAGUAGCAUUAAUGUAACAUACAGAUUUUAUUUAAUAAAAUAAUAAAACAUAAAAAAGCUCCUAAAUUAGCCAAGUGACUUGUGAAAGUUAAAAGCAGCAUCUCAUGCUACUACCUCUGGGCAACUUGUGAUUUUAUUACAUGUACUCGGAGUUGUAUUUUAAAAACAACUUUUAACAACAUUUUUGGCGUAAAGUGAGCAAAGAAUCAAAGGAUUUUUUAAGGUAAAAUCUACGAUAGUUUCGAAAUCUCAGGGCAUCUCUUAUUAAAACGGAGGGAAUGGUGCCCUCUUGUGGUGAGUCAGAAAAUAACAUUUCCUCCUUAAACCUACAUCAGUUGCGCAAGUUUAAAAAUAAGUAAAAGAUUCUCAGGAUCUGUCUGCCUGGAUCAAGAAAUCCUGCCGAUUCGAAAGAAUACUGCCAAUGUGUUGGUUUUGAACAUUAAAUAUGUACUUGUAAAACUUUGAGACUUCAAUAUAUAAGCAAAUGAGCACAUGACCAGGAUGAGGUCCAACAUAAUGCAGGAUUUCCACAGAAAACUGCAAGGACGAUUCAUUAGUUUCUUGUUUUGUGUUUGUUUUGAUUCUUAGAUUUUCUUUUCUCAAUAAUGAUUUAAAAAAAACCAGCAAAAAAAAAUAAAUAAUAAUAAUCAUAUUGAUAUUGGCCACCGAUAUUUGGGUAAUUUUAAAACACUUUUAGUAUUUUUUUCGUUUGUUUAUUCAAAUAUUUUUAUUGUAGACUUCUAUUCCAUGCCAGCACUGAACAUGAGCUUCACAGGUGCAGUAUUUAUUUGGGAUUUCUAAUGAACUCACUGUGCUGAUAGUUGUCUCUUUUUCAUUCUACCAAACUCUUGUUUUGGAAAAAACAUCUGAUUUCUGAAAAUCUGUUCCAUAUACUGAUUAUUUCUUGAUCCAGUAUUUUUUUUAAUCUUUUUAAUUCUGCUUUUCAAUCAAAAGUCAUGGCAGUGAAUGUUGUUGGUGUCAAAGCAUCAGAAAGUGAGAUGCAAGUGUUUUGUUGAAAGAAAUGUCUAACUUAGAAAACUAGCUCCCUUCAAAUCCCAAACCUUCAUAAUUUUCUUUUUUUUAGAUUUAGCUUUCUAAAUAUUGCGUUGAUUCUUUGUGUGACUCUUAUUUGUGUAAAUACAUUUAGAAUUAAAGGACCCUUCUGAAGUGUUUUCAAACAUUAAGUUGAUGCCGUACAUUUUUGUAAUUCCAUCAAAUCUUCAUUUUUAAAGAAUGCUUUAUCCCAUCAUUGGUUUUGAGGUUUAAGCUUAUAGUGGAGAUAAAAUUACGCCAUUAAGAUGCAACAGUUUGUUCAAUCAUGCAGGCAACUGCAGUGGUCAAUUUUAUGAUUUUUUUUUUCCUUUUUUCUUAUUCUAAACAUGAGAUCAAUUUUGAUUUUACUCCCUACCGUAUGUUUUUACCAUUCAGCCAAUAUCAAUCCAAAACAAUUAGCUGCCCUGAUGUAACAAAUAUUGGUAAGACUAGUUUAUUUUUUUGUUUGUUUGUUGUUUUUU